UAAUCGAAGAAAAGAAGGCAGAGAAGGAACAACUAAAGGAAGCUGAGACUGAACUGGAGAACACAGCCAAACAAACAGACAACGAAGAAGAAUUAAAAGAGGAGGAAAAGCAACAAGAGGAGAGAGAGAGCAUCAGAGAGAUCAGUCUGGAGACCAGAGAGAUGCAGGAAAGAAUAAUGAGAGAAAGAGUGGAGAUAAGACAAAGAGAGGAAGAGGAGAUGAGAGGAAAAAUGAGAGCUGUUGUGGAUGAUUUGAGGAGCUCAGCAGAACCAGUUGAAAUGCUGAAGGAAAUGAUAAAGCAGCACGAAAACCAAAAACACGCAUGUAAGCGAAAGUUAACACAGGAAAAAAAUAUUGGGAAGAGAAGAGAGCUGGAGAGAGAAGUGAAGAGAGAAGAUGAGCAGAUGAAGAAAGCUAAACAAGGGCUCGAAAGGAUGCAGGAGGAGAGGAGGAUGAUGGUGACGAGUCACAGACUAGAGAUGAAGAUGAGAGAGAAGAAUGCAGUAAAAGCUGACAGAUACUUCAUCAGGAACCUGCCUGAAUUUGUCACUCAGGCCGUCAUAACAAACAAACAGAAAGCAUUUGAUAGUAGGAUGAAUGAAAAAGACCAAGAGUUAGAAAUACUGAAAAAAAGCCUCUCAGAGAUGGAGAAAGAAAACAAAAAGCAACUAGAGGAGAGAAAUAAGAUUUUAGAAGAGAAAAACAAACAAAUUAAAAACAGUAAAAAGCAGCUGGAGACUCUGAGAAAGGAACUGCAGGACAAGAGCAGCAAACUACAGGAGAUGAUGAUCCUACUGGAACAACAGAAAACUGAAAUGAGUGAAAAAGACAAACAGCUUGAGAAGGAGAGACUUCUAUGUGAGAGAAUCAAGCAGCUGCAAGAAAGACCAGACUCACUAGAAGCAGUCAGAAGAAGACUCAGUAAGGAGAAUGACUUGCGUGGAAAGACUUCAGCAGCACCGCUGAGAAGAACAAACAGUAACAACUUGUUUCAUCCAAAAAUGGGUGGAGAAUCCUCUAGUUCAGCUUCUCCAGAGUCAGUUCCUGUAUCAGAGCUCAGGGUGGUGCUGCUGGGGAGGACUGGAUGUGGGAAGAGAGCAGCAGGAAACACCAUCCUGGGCAGAGAGGAGAGGAGCCAGGCUGGAGCGUCUACAGUGAGGCAGCAGAGUGAGAGCAGACAGGGGGAGGUGGCUGGGAGGCAGGUGACUGUGGUGGACACUCCUGACUGGUUCUGUCCUGGACUCUCUCUGGAGGAGCUGAGACAGGACGUGGGACUCUGUGUCCGUCUGUCUGUCCCCAGGACCCCACGCCUUCCUCCUAGUCAUACCAGUGAAGCAGUCUACAGGAGAGGAGAGAGGCAUGCUGGAGAAAAUGGAGGAGAUUUUUGGAGAGAGAUGUUGGAGAAACACCAUGAUCCUUUUCACUGUGACUGAAAGAAGU
Molecule: messenger RNA, 1440 nt
Organism: Colossoma macropomum (tambaqui)
Lineage: Eukaryota; Metazoa; Chordata; Actinopteri; Characiformes; Serrasalmidae
Product: trichohyalin-like
Exons: 3
Coding region: 162-1433 (423 amino acids)
Molecular function (GO): GTP binding
Source: RefSeq, a predicted model, not a curated record